GCGGCCGAGCGCUCAGUCGAGCGAGUACCUCCGCUCGGAAACGUCGCUCGGUUGGCCUGGGAGAAGAGAGACAGAAGGGGUGUGUGAGAGACAGAGACAGAGAGAGAAGAGAAAUUUCAUUGACUGGGGUGAGGAGCCUGCUUGCUUGCACCUGGCCAGCCCGGUUACUUCAGCGUCGAACGUCUCUCAGCCUGAUGCUCGCGGUCGCUGUGAUGCGCGAGUAGCAAGACCUUCUCCCGGAGACGCCGCUUCGUCCUCGCCGCCGCCGCCGCCGAGCAGGCCCUUCGUCGUCUCGUCCUACGACGCGUCCAGGAGGCCCUCCAGAUACCCGAGAAUACCCCUCCCUGUUCCUAAUCCUAAGCCUCCUUCAGCAUGGGCAUGACCUGGUACCACAUGGUGGCCGCGUGGCUCCUGGCGUGGGUGGCGCUCGUCAUCGUUUCGCAGCGGUCGUGGGCGGUCUCGUGGCUCGCCCUGGGUCUUAUGGCCGCCCACAUCGGCGACUGGGCGAUGAAGGCGGCGAUGAACGCCAUGCCGAGGAAGAACAUCGACGGCAACGGCAAGGCGGUGCUCAUCACAGGCUGUGACUCCGGCUUCGGGAGGCUGCUGGCAAUAAGCCUCGAUAAACUGGGCUUUAAGGUGUACGCCGGGUGCCUCCAGCCCGACGGCACCGGCGCCACCUCGCUCAAACUCGAGACCUCGUCGAAGCUGACGGUGGUGAGCCUCGACGUCACGAAGGAGGACGAGGUGCGAGCCGCCUACAAGUUCAUCGAGGACGACCUCGGGAGUCUAGACCUGUGGGCCGUCGUGAACAACGCCGGCAUCGCGGCCUUCACGGAGAUCGAGUGGUGCCCCAUCGCCGAGUACCGCCGCGUCUACGAAGUCAACUCCCUGGGCCCCAUCCGCGUCACCAAGACCUUCCUGCCGCUGCUCAGGAAGUCCAGCGGCAGGAUCGUGCUCGUGGCGUCCCUGGCAGGACGCUACACCUUCCCCGGCUUCACGGCCUACAGCAUGAGUAAGCACGCGACGGUCUCCUUCGCCGACGGACUCAGGUUGGAGAUGCAGAAGUGGGGCAUCACCGUCCACACCGUCGAGCCUACACUUUACAGGACGCCCAUUAGCCAGGAAGGACCCAUCCACCGCGCCCUCGACAGGUUCUGGGAGGAAUGCCCCGAGGACGUGAGGAAUUCCUACGGCGACGAAUACAUGAAGGACUUUAAGACAACAAUCUCCGCCCACCUGAACCGAGCCAAGCCCUCGGAGAAGAUUAAGGAGGUCGUCGACGAUAUGGUGGACGCCGUGGCCGGGCAGGACCCCAAGAGCCGCUACGUACCUAGUGUGGUGACGCAGGUGAGAGCCAAGGUACUCUCCGCUCUGCCAGACAAAGUCCGCGACCACCUGUUCCUCAGCAGCCAACCACAGACGCCACCUGCGUAUGUUGCAGAACGCAAGAAGAAGCGGCUGCUGAUGGACCCACGCCCCAGGCCGGGCGUGCAGGGACCUCAAGGAGCAAGAAUAAAGCGAAUGUUCUCGAUGCCCAACUGGGACAAGAAGGACAUGACGCCCUCGCCCAAAUCCGAAACCAAGUUCAAAUUCUAGGGUACUUGUGGGCGGUGGGCGUGCCUCGUGGGCGGGGCUUGAGAAGGCCCUGCUUUUUGGCUGCUACAGGAGGAAGCGCGCAGGGUAGGAGGAGUUCAGACGGCGAAGGAGGAACCCGAGAGGUCCCUAGAGUUCGGGGGAUGGCGGCGUUCGUGAUGGCUCUGGAGAAGCAGUUUCGCAAUCAGGAUAUCGCUUGCGUUGUCAAGUGUUGAUUCUCACACAGGUGUUUGUGAUUAGAAUGUAUAUAAAACGUUCUGUUCAGGAUGGUCGUCGAGGACGGUUAUGUCAGGUACGGCGAACGUGAAACUGUUCAAUCACACUCUUCGAAAUACUGACCUUACAUGGAUGACAAUAAAACGAAUAGCGUAGCUACUAGAAAGUGGUGUAAAAUUCAUCGUUAACUGCCUCAGGCAUCAUUACUGUAAUUUCAGUGUUAUUUUUUCGGUGUUAGGGAGUGUAAUGGGUAAACAGAGGGCACGCAAGUCCUCUGUUUAUUGUCACGUGAAUUGUUAAUUUGUCUUACAAAACUUCGAAGAUUCAUUUCUUCCCCGAUAUCAUAUAAAUUCAUACAUCGCAGCACAUUCGUUCUGUAUCAGGUUUUCAUCCGAGUUCUCAUCUGUCAUGGUUCUCCGGAGGUACUUAAGGAAAGUGGAAAGCUAGACAGAGAUUGACGUGUCACUGUACAUAGUUUUGAUUCAGUCAGUUCAUCAUCAUUUUUUCAUAAAGAUUCAUUUUCAUUCAGUUAAAAGUUCACAAUAUGUAUAUUUUGCAAGAGUGUGAUUACUUUCAAUAUGGGUAUUAUUAUGCAAUGUAUUGAUAAAUGUUGAAUAUAUAAUUAUAUAUGUAAAA
Molecule: messenger RNA, 2445 nt
Organism: Penaeus vannamei (Pacific white shrimp)
Lineage: Eukaryota; Metazoa; Arthropoda; Malacostraca; Decapoda; Penaeidae
Product: short-chain dehydrogenase/reductase family 9C member 7
Biological process (GO): steroid metabolic process
Cellular component (GO): intracellular membrane-bounded organelle
Molecular function (GO): oxidoreductase activity
Source: RefSeq, a predicted model, not a curated record